Molecule: messenger RNA, 594 nt
Organism: Mercurialis annua (annual mercury)
Lineage: Eukaryota; Viridiplantae; Streptophyta; Magnoliopsida; Malpighiales; Euphorbiaceae
Exons: 3
Coding region: 70-552 (160 amino acids)
Source: RefSeq, a predicted model, not a curated record
GUGUCUUGGUUUUGAUAUUUAUUUUGCAUAUAGAAAUAGGAUGAGACGUUAUGGUGUGUUUGUUUUAAAAUGUUAUCCUCAGUAUGGCAUUUGAGCAUUCAUCAUAAGCGAAGUAUUGGAAGUUUUGUGCGUGCUGCUUAUAAUGUUGAGAAUCAAGAACUCAACGAUGCCCGAAUCAUUUAUAGUGUUGCUCCAGCUAUGGAUCAUAACCAGGAAUCCCAUCCAGAAUCUCAUCUUAGAGUUCCUGCAAUUGUGACUGCACUUCAAAACAUGAACCUCACUUCAAAGAGAUCAUUGAACUACAACAUUUUAAGCCUGCUUCUGCGGAUGACGUUGCAAGUGUUCAUGCCAAAGCUUAUGUCUCUAGCCUUGAGAAGGUGCAUUACCUUGAUCGACUAUUUUCUCUUGCUCUCCCCUGCCAUUUCUUGUGUUGAGUUACAUGUAAUUACUAAGAUCGCUAAAUUUCAACAUAUGGCUGAAGAAUCAGAGCUCGUUGGUACUCCCUCCACCCUCCCCUCAUUUUUUUGUGCUGGUUCGCAUUCAUUUUUUUAAAAUCAUAUCACUGUAGAAACUAUUUAUUUAAUAUGAACGGUG